Messenger RNA from Daldinia caldariorum, 1589 nucleotides. RefSeq names its product P-loop containing nucleoside triphosphate hydrolase protein. The transcript has 6 exons. Gene Ontology annotation, biological process: cortical cytoskeleton organization; actin filament organization; regulation of actin cytoskeleton organization. NCBI's taxonomy places the organism in Eukaryota, Fungi, Ascomycota, Sordariomycetes, Xylariales, Hypoxylaceae. Bases 377 to 982 code for a protein of 201 amino acids. Gene Ontology annotation, molecular function: GTP binding; GTPase activity; protein kinase binding. The record is from RefSeq and is a predicted model, not a curated record. Gene Ontology annotation, cellular component: cytoplasmic vesicle; cytoskeleton; cell projection.
UAGGAUAAGGGUACUGGGAUAAGGUAAGGUACCUGCCAAAUACUCCCAAAUACUCCCCCGUAACUGCCAGCUUGCCCACCACCUCCUGCGAUCUGCGGCACCACACCCUUCCGACCUUGUGUCAAAACAUUUCUAACCCUUAUGCAACGCAGCAACGCAACUCCCUUCUACAACUUCUUCUACUCCUACAUAGUUGCGUCGCUGGCAGGUCCUUCCAGAAUAAUAUCCAUACCAUACCUAAUCAAUUUUUUAUCUUCAUCAAAAUACUAACGCCUCCUAUUCCUUUAGCUAUCAACUACUACAUCGCCGAUAUCCUCCCAAUCCCCCAACCCCCCCAACUGGUUAAAUCAAAAUUGACAUAUCGAAAUCGCCAAUCAUGGCUGCUCCGGGUGUUCAAUCAUUGAAGUGCGUCGUUACGGGUGAUGGUGCUGUCGGAAAGACAUGCCUUCUCAUUUCAUAUACAACAAAUGCCUUCCCUGGUGAAUACAUACCCACGGUUUUCGACAACUAUUCAGCAAGCGUGAUGGUCGAUGGCAAACCCAUCAGCUUGGGACUAUGGGAUACUGCUGGUCAGGAAGAUUAUGAUAGACUGCGACCGCUCUCCUAUCCCCAAACCGAUGUAUUCUUAAUCUGCUUCUCCAUUGUGAGCCCGCCUUCGUUUGAUAACGUUAAGGCCAAGUGGUAUCCUGAAAUCGACCACCACGCGCCCAACAUUCCCAUUAUCCUAGUUGGCACCAAGUUGGAUCUUCGAGAGGACCCCGCCACCCUGGAAAGCCUCCGAGCCAAGAGGAUGGAACCCGUGUCGUAUGACCAAGCCCUGGUCUGCGCAAAAGAGAUCCGUGCCCACAAGUACCUCGAGUGCUCAGCCCUUACGCAGCGAAACUUGAAGAGCGUAUUCGACGAGGCCAUUCGUGCUGUCCUAAACCCUCGACCUAUCCCCCAGAAAGGUGGAACUAAGAAGAGCAAGUGCACAAUUCUAUAAACGGCACAUAUCAGCAUAUAUCAUUGCUUUUGAAAGUUUUGAAAUUUGGUCGAGCAAGCCAGAAAGUUUUUCGAAACGAUGAAGGCGUUUUGGUGGACAUAUAGGAAAGACUAUCAUCCUCCAUGAGGAACCGACGUAUUCAGGCAUCUUCAAGUUGGCCGACUACCCAUAUUUCGCGUCCCCUCAUUUUGAAAUCUACAUACCCAGACGUUUUUUGGUGGCCGUUUUUGUCGCAGGCCAUGGUAUUCGACCAGAAGAGAGUUAGGGGGGAAGGAUCAAGUUGUAAAGUCGAAAGCCGUUAGCGAGGAAUUGGGAGCGUACGUGAGCCUGCGAGUACCUUAUUUUUUUUUUUUUUACAAGAAAAAAAAAAAGAGUUCUGGCACGCUGCCAUCUGGUAAUACUCUUUACAAUCUUGGCCUUCCGGCGAGAUUGGACAUACGGGUAACCGGGAUUAAAUAUUUCAUGGAAAUCACCCUUCGUACUAGACGGCAGCAAGAGUCACAAUUACCCCUCAUAGCAUAUUCAACUCGCCUUUUCACAAUUCUGUAGAUAGCAUAUUUGCGAGAAGAAUCAAAUUUUCACGGCAUGUCCCCCCAAGCAUGGUAUU